This is a messenger RNA of Didymosphaeria variabile, 324 nucleotides long. RefSeq lists its product as uncharacterized. The coding region runs from base 1 to 324 and encodes 107 amino acids. The record is from RefSeq and is a predicted model, not a curated record. Lineage: Eukaryota; Fungi; Ascomycota; Dothideomycetes; Pleosporales; Didymosphaeriaceae. The transcript is spliced from 2 exons.
AUGGUUGAAAAAUUACGAAUUCGAGUCGAGCGACUAGAUCCAGAGCAGUGGCGAAAGCACGAGAACCCUCCUGUCCUUCCCGAGCCGGGGCCUAUACACAAGGUGCUGCCAGGAUUGAACAAGAUCAUCAAGGAAGAAGCUAGCUAUCAGAACGAUCCAGUCCUCCACGAGGUCUCCGACCAGUGUCUUCCUAUCAUGUGGGCUUUUCGAAAUGCUCCCAAGGUUGGUGUGCACUUGGUCUCGCCGGAGGGUGAGGUAUAUGAUCCAGACCACCCGGUGUGGGCUGAGAGUAAGCAGCUCGACGCAGAUGAACGUGAUGGUUAG